This is a messenger RNA of Gossypium arboreum, 603 nucleotides long. RefSeq lists its product as uncharacterized. The transcript is spliced from 3 exons. The record is from RefSeq and is a predicted model, not a curated record. Bases 223 to 495 code for a protein of 90 amino acids. NCBI's taxonomy places the organism in Eukaryota, Viridiplantae, Streptophyta, Magnoliopsida, Malvales, Malvaceae.
UUCCAGCCAGUAGGGGAAUGAUUUUGAAGGCUAGCUACUACCUUUGCUAUCGGGGUAUUGUUGGUAGCUUCAUUUUAUUUUCUGAUUUGGGUGUUUUGGUUUACCAAUUGAAUUGGGCUCUAUCAACUACAAGCAAAUGGACCUUGUUUUGUUCAACUCUUCUGUUAAACCAAGCAAAGUAGCCUGGAAAUUUACGGGUUUGGGAACCAGGGCUUUGAAGAGAUGGCAGCUACAAUUGCAGCAAGAUCUUCAUUUCUUCGUCCAGUCUUAAGAACAGCAACAGCAUCAAGAAUCUCAUUUUCGGUUCCCAAUUCUUCACUUCGUUCCACUUCCACUCGUCCUUCUACCCGCCUUUCUCCGUUGGUUCGACGAGAACUGAGCACUCUUCAACCGGUUCACAGUGCGGUUGCAUCGGCUUGCCUUGUUUCCAAGCUUCCCCGUGAUGCUAACAAUUGUGCUGAAGGUCUAUUUGCUAACUAUCUUAGUCCCAUCUAACAGCAAGUGCAUGUAGAAGUGGUGCUACUUACUUUGUUUUGUACAUCAGAAUUCAGCUUUUCAGGAUCAAUUGGCUUGUAAUCUGUUUAUUUAAGAUACUCUUGAGUA